GAGCAGAAAAAAAGCCUCCCAGUUUAUCUUUGAAGUAUUGGAGAGCAUUUUUCCAACAUUCACAUUUUUGCAAAUUUUAUCAUUGGCAACAAAUACUGUAAGUUUUUCUUGAAGUAUCAGGCUCACUUUGUUCGUUUUUGGGGAAAUGUAGGUCAAAUACAGAAGUCCAAGCAACCAUAGUUUGUCAGUUGUCUUUUUGAGUAAAAAUGAAGUUCCAUGAAAAACGUGGCUAGUUCAGCUCACAGUGCAGCUCCCAAAGCACAACUUGAUUUUCAAGACAAACAUGGUACUUUGUUACGCUGCAGAAAUGCUUUAUGCAUGCUUCCCAUGUCAUCCCAGAUUUCUUAUUAAUAAGAUGUACCCAGAACUCGUUAGGGUCUUAUUAGUAGUUUACAUAAGAUGUACAUAGAAUCUUCUUGAAAUAACUUAUAUUUUAGCCUGAAUUACGUCUUCGGACAAAAUUCCCCUAGGACUAAAACAUGUGUUGUAUAAGAGUGUACUUUUUAUUGAUCCUAAGUAAAUGUUUCAAAUUUCUUCUAUUAAAAAGUCCCUAUUAAUCCUAUCCACAUAUACCUGUGUAGUAGACAUCAAUUAUAUUUCCUUACCUUUUACACCCAGAGACCUGUUUUGGUUACAUGCCUUCUCCCAGGUAAUCCUUUUUCUUGUUAGUUACUCUUAGUCUUCUACACCUGUACUCAUCCCUCCCUUUCUUCCUUCUGAGCAGAGAGUACCCCUUAGCUGUAGACAGUGUAAUCUGUUUUGUUUCCAAUGUUUUCUCAUAUUGCUAAACAAUUUUUUGGCCAUUUGGUUCUUAAUAUGCAGUGAGAUCCAUCAAACUCAAAGCUCAUUAGUUUAAGAAUAGUUUGAAAUAUUUUCCUUGAAAUUUACAGGGAUAGUCUUUACACUGUGAACUACAGUACGAGGGAGACAGGUCUGCAGACACGCAGCCCUGCAGGAAGUCCUGGACAGACUGCCCUGGGCCUCCCGGCAGUCAGGAGCCACUAACUGUUUCUUGUUCUGUAUGGUGACAAAAUGAGUGCCGCUUCCCUCCAAGGCCUUGACCUGACUGGGGUGAGAGGGAAUUCCGUUCCCUGUGAAACAAGUUUCUGGUCUAACUUCCAACACAGAUAGUUAUUUUCCUGCUCUAGUAUCACAGGAGAAGAGAAGCUGACUUGCAGAUUCAUUCGGCAGACCUGAAGGGAGCACAUCAGAUAGACUAGACCUCGCCGGAGGCACGGGAGGCAGGUGACUAAGCCGCGGUCCCUUCCCUCCCGCUGCAGUGGGGUGAGCUCCCCGGAAGAGCUGCAAGUCCUUGGAGAACACACCCGGCCAUGUGAGGGCUGGGUGAGGACUUCAAGGGGAGGUGGUGUUUGGAAGGCCGCUGAGGAUGGAUGGGAUUCGUUUGGACUGAGCAAAGGGAUUCCAGUCAGAGGGAAGAGCAUGAGCAGAGAUGUCCAGAAAACGGGAGUCCUUCCAUCCGGCUACCACUUAGGGCGUGAGGUAGCAGAUGGCCAGACUGGGAAAAGUUGGGGGCUUUCUGUCUCUGCCGGGUAUUCUGGUGCUUGAGGUCCCUAAAAUUCCUGAUAGGAAACUGGUGUGGGCGCACACGGCUUUUCUGAGCUGUCGCUGAUUAAGAACGGUGUCGAGGUGCCUGUAAUCGGGGGUGAUAUGUGGGGGAGAUUGCACAGCUCCCUUUGUAGAGGGCAUUUCACUGUCCGUUUGACUCACCAGAGACCCUGACCUUUCCUGGACAAGCCAACAGGCCAAUUUCUCCUUUGAGCAGAGGUGGAAUCUGGUCAGGUCACUUUGGCCUGAAUUCCUCUGGCCCUUUGAGGAAUGACCCGUCCAAGUGCUUUGUUGUUUGGGCCUCUGGGGAAUCUGAGCUCUGCUGGGGUGUCUGGUGGUGGGGAUGGGCCAUCAGGGUUCGGGUUUUUUGUGCAGACAUAGUGUUGGAGGAGAGGGUGCUUAGUUAAGUCCUUGCUCAUGCCCACCCCCACAUUUUUGCGGGGUCUCUUUGCUAGUCGCUCAGAAGGAAGUCAAAUGCCCUGCAGCCCUCUUACCAUAGCCCUUGAGCCUCCGGCCCUAGUUUGCCAAGCCUUCUUGUGUUCUUUUCAAGCUGUUAUAAUUUGCUUUGCUGGCCACACAUCCUGUGCUAAAAUUUUUGUCCUGCGUAUAGCAGGAAACAUCAGAAGUUUUGAGAAGGGGACUGAGGCAAUCCUUUGCUUUAGAGCACUCCUAGCAUGGAGUACAGGUCACAGAGGCAGGACCGGAGGCAGGGAGACCCAGUAGAAAGCUAGUUCAGUAGCUCAGACAACAAGAUUAGAACCUGCCCAAGGAGGCAGUAGGGGCCAGGGCAGCACCGAGAGGCUGUGAGCAGUGAGAGUGAAGGAAGGGGGGUGCUCUGGGACACUGCCCGUAUUCUAGCUCAGAUCGUAGGUGGCUGGUAAUGGGGAACACAGAAAGGCACAUGCUUUGAGGGGCUACUUUGGUUUCAGAGCCAUUGUGUUGGAUGUCCAUGGGGUAUCCAGGAAGAACUUGUGAGUAGGAAGGCGGAUGAAAAGAAGGGCUUGGAACCCAGGAGGAAAGGUCUAACGGGACAGAGAUGGGUGGGUGUCUUCUGCACGUAAUUCAUUUCCCUCCCAACACAGCUGAGUGAUGAAACUGACUUCUGUCAGCAGAAAUGACUCCCUAAGUUACCCUUCAACGUGGGAUUGUAGGGUUAAAUUGGGAUAUUGAGGAGGCCCAAGUGUAGUUGGAAAAACUUCCCAUGAGGUGCUGUCAUUCCUGGUCCCAAAUGGGAGUUGACACCAUGGAAAGUUCAGGUGGCCACGAAAGGAGGCUUGUGGAGACUGAAGAGAAGGGGAAAUUUAACAGGUUUAGGGAAAAUGGAGAAGCAGGCAGAGGAAGGAGGGCAAGACCAUGCGAGGAAAGAGAGGGCACAUUGUGACUAAAAGGAUGAAUGAAGAAGGUCGCCGAGGCAGGUGCUGCAGGAGAGCCCCGUUCUCUGGGCUGUGCCGAGCUCUGCGGCCCUGGCCCACCCAGCAGAGGGCUGGGCCUGCUCCCCCGCAGGGCCCCGCCAUCCACACCACCUAGUGGCUCCUUGUCCCUUUCGCGCCUGCUGUCCACAGUUGGCUUAACCUCGGGGACGGUGUGGAGAUGGGGGGCUGCUGUGCGGCUGUGGAGGGGGCACACCGCCAGUACGCCCCCUGGAGCUGGGCUUCCUGGGCCGCGUCCAGGCAUGAGCAGGGAGAGCCCGGUGGGCUUCUCUGCUGCUCCGCCGGCGCUGUCCUCCCUGUCAGCCUGCUGCCGUGGACCGAGUGGCUCCCGUCGCCACUGCCUGGGACUGCAGGUGCCACUUUGACCAGAGCGGCCUGUCCCUGCUCUGUCCUUCACUCUGCUCUCACUGUCCUCUGAAUCAGUUUUUCUUCUUAAUUCCUGAAACACAGUGAUUUAAUAUUUAAAAUACCUUUUCUUUCCAUCUCUGCCUUUUGUCAGAAUAAUAACACAGAAUAAUCCAGAGGUAAGGAUUGUGGUUUGCGUGGAAGAUCUGGUACACUGAAGACUGAAAGUAGGUUUUCUGAGGAUGCUCGUAGCAUGCCUUUGGAAAAUUAAAAGUUGAUCCCAAUUAACAGUAGAUCUUCUUACCUCAUGUCUUGGGCCACUGGAGAACUUCAGAGAGCACCCCAAUUUCAUUGUCAUCUGGAAUGUAAAUCUUCUAAAUGGACCUCGGUUUGCUGUCUCACAGACAGACUUUUUUCAGUCCCAGCAAAAUUUGGCAAAGUUUUGUUUAAAGGUCCAGCAAAUACUGUCCUCACUUAAAAUAGAAAAGAUAGCUUGAAGGAUGUUUGUCAAUAGUUACGUUUUUGGCUAUGGUUGCACAGCAAAAUGUUUAGGAAAAAUAGUAAUUUUAAAUCUUAAAAUUGUUAAUUCACUUUUUUUUCUCUAGAGCAUAAUCAACAUGGCUUUUUUGAUCACACCUUUGUUUUUACAAUUGAUGACUUGAGUUAGUAAAAGUCUUCGGCUCCACCAAACUGUUGUGUUAUAUGCUCAGUAAGGAUGAAACAUAGAUUCUUCUGUGUCUGAGUGAAUUGUGCAUAAAUUAGAAUGCUAUAUAAAAGAGGGUAUAUUUAAUAGAAGUUAAAUUGAUAUUAAAGGAAGACUCUUUUUUGCUUGUUAACAGUAUUAAUGAUGUAUAGAGGUGCAUUACCAGCAAUGGCCUUAGAACAUGAAAGUGCUUAAGUCUUCAAGUGGUUUUCAUACGUCUGUCCCAGGACUUCUCACCACAAAUUCUAAGUCCUAUUUUGAUUAACUUUUAAUACACUACAUAUCUGGUAAUUCUUUACCCUAGGAACUUUGUUUCUGACAAAUACCCUGAGUGAUGGAGUUAAAAGAUACUAAGUGCCAAUUUACUUUUAUAAAUUGAUUAUCUUACAUCAUUUGAUCUUUUGUAGAACUAAAAAACCAGGUUAACUUGUUUAUAGCAUCAUUUUUUACUGGAGCUAGAGAUGGCUAUUGUGGUGAAGAAUUUUUUCCUUCAGAAAAGCAAUGGACAGACAAGGCAGAUACAUUGUUUAAGAUAAACAGGAUCCUGUGUUUUCUUUGUGAGUCUGUAAAGACCACGUGGUUGAGUUACAGGUGGAUCUUAAAUGUGUUGUUUAGGAUUUUUAACUAUUAAGAAUAUACAUUGUAGGCCGCUGCCUCGCGCAUAGACCCCAGGCGGCGGCCUCACACUGUGGGAGGGCUGGGGAGGGCGCCGAAGGGGGACGCCCCGGCCUCAGGGCCACAUUUGUCGUUUUUUCCUCGUUGUCACGAAUGCCGUCCGCCCGGGUGGCGCCCCCCGACCGGCCGAUGAGUGGCAACGAGGACCAGGAGAUGGAACUAGGAGCAUUACGUUCAAUUUAUGAAGGAGAUGAAACUUUCCGGGAAUUAAGUCCAGUUUCGUUUCAGUGCAGGAUAGGUGAAAAUGGUGAUCCCAAAGCCUUCUUAAUAGAGAUUUCCUGGACAGAAACAUAUCCCCAGACACCUCCAGUCCUUUCUAUGAAUGCUUUUUUUAACAACACCAUAUCAUCAACUGUAAAGCAGAGUAUAUUAGCCAAAUUACAGGAGGCAGUGGAAGUUAACCUCGGGACCGCCAUGACUUACACUUUGUUUGAAUAUGCCAAGGACAAUAAAGAGCAGUUCAUGGAGAAUCACCAUCCCAUUAAUUCUGUGACACCCAUAAGCAAUAUCGUCUCAGUUGAAACUCCUAACAGAGCCCCGUCAAGUAAGAAAAAAGACAAGAAAGAACAACUUUCAAAAGCCCAGAAACGUAAGCUGGCAGACAAAACAGAUCAUAAAGGAGAACUUCCUCGAGGAUGGAACUGGGUUGAUGUGGUAAAACAUUUAAGCAAAACUGGCUCAAAAGAUGAUGAAUAGUGCUUGGAGUUUGAUACAAUGCGAGAACAUCCUUCAAAAAGUAACCUGGUUCAAAAUCUUUCAUUACUUUCACUUUCUUCUAUUGAGGUGGCUUUUUAUAAAACAGAAUUUUUUUGUAUGUUUCUUACAUAAAAAAUGUUUGAAGCUGAAAGUUCAUUAAGAGUUCUGGUCAUAUUAAAUUAUUUUUACAAACGUGCCUUAAUAAAAGGUGAAAAUGUUACUGUUCAGUAUACUUUAUGAAGCAGUUGAACUUUGUAAAUGGACAAACAUUGAGAAUAAUAAAUAAUCAGUGUUAAUUUAUAUGAUCUUA
Messenger RNA from Manis javanica (Malayan pangolin), 5725 nucleotides. Its product is annotated as RWD domain-containing protein 4-like. The record is from RefSeq and is a predicted model, not a curated record. Lineage: Eukaryota; Metazoa; Chordata; Mammalia; Pholidota; Manidae. Gene Ontology annotation, molecular function: protein binding.